UAGGACGUUACUAUGGACCACUUGUUUUCCGAAACGAUGCAUUUACAGUGCAACAUAUUUGCGUAAUCUAGUUGGAAAUAUCGAUGAGAUUAGGGAUUUUAUCUGAGAUUUCAGAGCUGUAGAUAUAUAAUCCUACUGUUACACGAUAACAGAGGUAUCGGUUACGUGCCGAGAAUCAACAGAAACUUGCUGUGUUAGCUAGCUAGCGGUACCAUUAGCUGUCAUUGCUAACGUUAACGUUAAAUCAAAGACGGUCAUCCCCAGUGCAAAAUUGUUCCUUCUAUUUUUCCCUUUAUAGUCACAUUAACGCAAUUGUUAAAAUUCCUGAUAAAGAUGAGCGAACAGCUGAAAUUUAUCGUUGAACAGCUCAACAGAGAGCCCUUCAAGAAAAGUUUCAACUUGAUCACGUUUGACUCCCAGGAGCCGAUGCAACUGUUGCAAAUUCUCAAUGAUGUCUUGGCAGAAAUUGACCCCAAGCAAGCUAUUGACAUCCGUGAGGAGCUCCCCGAGCAGACAACCAAGAGGAUGAUCACCUUACUGGGGAUGCUCAAGUACAAACCACCGGGGAGUCUCUCCGAAGCGAGCAGCUUCCGGCAGGGCCUGGUGACGGGCAGCAAGCCGGUGGUCCACCACAUCCUCUUCUGGCUGCUGCAGAAGCUGCCGGAGCUCAAGAAGAGGGCCUACCUGGCCCGCUUCCUGGUCAAGCUCGAGGUGCCCGCAGACUUCCUCCAGGAUGACGUCAUUGCAGACACCUACCACCAGUAUGAGGAGCUGGUGGAGGGCUUUAAGACUUACCACAAGGAUUGUGAGCAGCUGAAGAGUUCUGGCUUCUCCACCGCAGAGAUCCGCCGGGACAUCACAGCGAUGGAGGAGGAGAAGGAACAGCUGAUCAAACGCGUGGAGAGGCUGAGGAAACGCGUGGAGACCGUGUCCAACCACCAGCGCAUGCUGGAGCUGACCAGGCAGCUGCGGGUAGAGAAGGAGCGAGAGGAGGCCCUCGCCCAGCAGAAACAGGAGCAGAAGAACCAGCUCUUUCAGGCUGAGCAGAGGCUGCAGAGGGCCCAGUUGCAGCUGAAGGACCUGAAUCAGGCAGCAGCAGAUGCCAAGCCUGAGAGUGUGAUGAGGAGGCUAGAGGAGGAGAUCAAGUUCAACAGCUACAUGGUGACGGACAAGCUGCCCAAGGAGGUGCAGAGCAAGCGCGUGGCCGUGCAGUACCUGCAGAAGGUGGCGUCCGAGCCCGCCAUGGGCCAGGCUGAGCUGGCCGAGCUCGAGGACAAGAUCCGUGAGGCCAACAUUCAGAUCAACCAGCUGAUUGAGAAGAGAAUGAUGCGGAAUGACCCCAUGGAUGAUAAGCUCUCUCUGUUCAGACAGCAGGCCUCCAUCAUCUCGCGUAAGAAGGAGGCGCGUGCGGAGGAGCUGCAGGAGGCGCGAGAGGAGCUGGGCGCUCUGGAGAGGGAGCUCCACAUGAAGAGCAGCCAGGCCCGCGACCAGGACGGAGCGCAGUUCAUCAGGGGAGACGAGUUCAAGCGCUAUGUGGCUAAGAUGCGGAGCAAGAACGUGGGCUACAAGAAGAAGAAGCAGGAGCUGGACGGCCUGAAGGCCGAGUACGGAGUCCUGCAGAGAACCGAGGAGAUCCUCAAACAGAGACACGACGCCGGCCUACAGCAGCUGCAGUCCGUGGAGGCCCAGAAGGGUAUCUCGGGCUACAGCAACACCCAGGAGGAGCUGGAGAGGGUCUCGGCCAUCAAGAGCGAGCUGGACGAGAUGAAAGGACGCACCCUGGACGACAUGUCUGAAAUGGUGAAGAAGCUGAACUCUGUGAUCGUGGAGAAGAAGUCGGCCCUGGCCCCCCUCAUUAAGGAGCUGAGACCCCUGCGGCAGCAGUGCCAGGAGUUGACUCAGGAGUACGAGGAGAAGAAAGGCCAGUAUGACACCUGCGCUGCGGGGCUGGAGAGCAACAGGUCCAAACUGGAACAGGAAGUCCGAGCUUUACGAGAGGAGGUGGACCAGGAGGAGAACCGACACUUCUACAUCAACUGCAUGAAGCAGAUAAUUGAGGUGCAGUUGCAGAGAGCUGCUGAUGAGAUGAAGGCAUAUGUCUCCUCCGAUCCUCAGGAGAGAAGGAAGACUCUCAGGGACCAGUACAUGAAGCACAUAGCGGAGCAGGAGUCCUUGGGCAAGAAACUGCGUGAGCAGCAGAAGGUGGUGCGUGAGAGCCACGGCCCCAACAUGAAGCAGGUGAAGAUGUGGAGGGACCUGGAGCAGCUGCUGGAGUGCAAGCGCCACUGCUUCCUGCGCGCCCAGAGCCAGGCCUCCAUCGGACAGGUCAUCCAGGAGGGAGGGGAGGACCGCCUGGUGCUCUGAGCGCACACACACACACACACACACACACACACACACACACACACACACACACACACACACACGCACCCCACGCCCAGCCUGGUGCUCUGACCACGCGUGCACACACACACACACACACACACACACACACACACACAC
Messenger RNA from Sardina pilchardus (European sardine), 2502 nucleotides. RefSeq names its product intraflagellar transport 81 homolog (gene ift81). Gene Ontology annotation, cellular component: cilium; centrosome; intraciliary transport particle B. Gene Ontology annotation, biological process: intraciliary transport; cilium assembly. Gene Ontology annotation, molecular function: tubulin binding. NCBI's taxonomy places the organism in Eukaryota, Metazoa, Chordata, Actinopteri, Clupeiformes, Clupeidae. The transcript has 18 exons. The record is from RefSeq and is a predicted model, not a curated record. Bases 334 to 2364 code for a protein of 676 amino acids.